Astyanax mexicanus (Mexican tetra) is the source of this 2833-nucleotide messenger RNA. It is a transcript of the gene maea, whose product is annotated as macrophage erythroblast attacher, E3 ubiquitin ligase. NCBI's taxonomy places the organism in Eukaryota, Metazoa, Chordata, Actinopteri, Characiformes, Acestrorhamphidae. Gene Ontology annotation, cellular component: nucleus; cytoplasm; GID complex. The record is from RefSeq and is a predicted model, not a curated record. The transcript is spliced from 9 exons. Gene Ontology annotation, biological process: proteasome-mediated ubiquitin-dependent protein catabolic process. The coding region runs from base 222 to 1271 and encodes 349 amino acids. Gene Ontology annotation, molecular function: ubiquitin protein ligase activity; protein binding.
ACUGUGUCAGUGCAGGACGGUGGUGACCACUAACGUUAGCUGUCUUUAGUCCCCCACGAAAGCCAGACUGGAAGGCUGUGUGGUAGCCAGAGCUGGCAGCUCCUGCUGAUCCACGCUGGAGGAAUGCACGCAGGGGUCGGACAGGGGUUCCCUAUGAGACCCUAAAUAAGCGCUUCCGUGCGGCUCAGAAGAAUAUAGACCGGGAGACCAGUCACGUGACCAUGGUGGUUGCUGAGCUGGAAAAAACCCUCAGCAGCUCCUUCCCUGUGGUGGACUCAGUGGUCUCACUCUUGGACGGUGUAGUUGAAAAGCUCAGCGCACUCAAAAGAAAGGCGGCAGAGUCCAUCCAAGCAGAGGAUGAGAGUGCUAAGCUCUGUAAGCGACGCAUUGAACAUCUAAAGGAGCACAGCAGUGACCAGCCUGCCAAUGUCAGUGUGUGGAAGAGGAAACGCAUGGACCGUAUGAUGGUGGAGCAUUUGCUGCGCUGCGGCUACUACAACACCGCAGUCAAGCUUGCCAGGCAAAGUGGCAUUGAGGAUUUGGUCAACAUUGAGAUGUUUCUCACUGCAAAGGAAGUGGAAGAAUCACUAGAAAGACAGGAAACAGCCACCUGUCUGGCCUGGUGCCAUGACAACAAAUCUCGUCUGCGGAAAAUGAAGAGCUGUUUGGAGUUCAGUUUGAGGAUCCAGGAGUUUAUUGAGCUCAUUCGACAGAACAAACGCAUGGAUGCAGUAAGACAUGCACGGAAACACUUUAGCCAAGCAGAAGGUGGGCAGCUGGAUGAGGUACGACAGGUGAUGGGCAUGCUCGCCUUCCCUUCUGACACUCACAUUUCCCCAUACAAGGACCUUCUGGACCCAGGUCGCUGGAAAAUGCUUAUCCAGCAGUUCAGAUAUGACAACUACAGAUUACACCAGCUGGGGAACAACUCUGUCUUCACUAUCACUCUACAAGCAGGGCUGUCUGCCAUCAAAACCCCGCAGUGUUACAAGGAGGACGGAACCUCCAAAAACCCAGAUUGCCCUGUAUGCAGCAAGUCUCUUAACAAGUUGGCUCAGCCUCUCCCCAUGGCCCACUGUGCCAACUCCCGUCUGGUGUGUAAAAUCUCUGGCGAGGUCAUGAAUGAGAACAAUCCACCCAUGAUGCUGCCUAAUGGCUAUGUUUAUGGCUACAACUCUCUCUUGUCUAUUCGCCAAGACGACAAGGUCGUGUGCCCCAGAACCAAAGAGGUCUUCAAUUUCUCCCAGGCUGAGAAGGUCUACAUCAUGUGAUGAGACCUCCAGAGGGUAGUUCUUGGUUCUUUGCGACUCCACCCUGGGCUGAAUGAGUCCCAAAGUGACACCUCCAGUUUAAGGGCCUCAGUUCCCCCAGCCUACAAGACUCUGCAAGACUGAAUUCAGUUGUCGACAUGUUCUCUACUGGCCUGCCAAACCUUCACUGAGAGAAAGAAUCGAUUAGAAUCGUUUAGAAUCGAUUUGAGGUUAAACAGUGCAACUGAAUGGUAAUGAUAGAGAGGAAAGUAGGUCAUUUCAAAUAGUUGAUAUUUUGGCAUUUCCUUUAAUUGGUUCUUUACAGUUGAGUGAUGAGGACAAAAGGACAUGGCUCAAUAUCAUAUUUAUAUCUGAGAGCUUCUGCCUUUUUAGUGUGUUUCAAACCUGACUAUUCAUUGGUUUUGAUCAAGGGCACACCCAUUUUGCAACUCUCUUUUUAGGCAGAUUGUGACUGGGUCAUAUUGCCUUGCUUAAGCACCUGUGAAAUCUGUUACUACUUCAGUUAAACUGAUACUGGCAUACUUUUGAUAAAUUAGCUCAUUGUUCUUACAGUAACCUGUUAGAAAUUACAGUAGCAUCAUUCGCAAUACUUCUCACGUAACUCUCGGUUGACGUAACUAGAUGUAGAAAGACAUCACAGUGGGUAGUAACUAGCUAUAGAUAAAAAAGGUUGCUUUUAGCCUACAUUUUACAUUACAUGCCGUGUGUAGCCAUAUCAAUGACUGGUAUCAUCAUUACCAUCCAUCAUCAUUAUUACACGCAGUACUGCAGUGUGGAGUAACGCAGCAUCUUAUCAUGACCAAAGUCAAACUUGUUAGGUCAAGUGUAGCAGGAUUGCAUUGUGACCAAUAAGUCUUAACAUUUUCGAGGUGGCUUUCUAAGGAUUUCUGUAUGUUUAGCAAAUCACUUAUGGUGACUCCAUGAUGACGGUCAUGCCAGUUUAAGUGGUGUUUGGGAUUAAAGAUGAACGCAUUCAUUUACCAAAGCAGUCUGUGUUGUCUGGAUCUCAGGAUAGAUUUGUGUCAUACACAGUGCAUUAACAUGGUCUGAUUUAGUAUGACUUCAUACUAAACAAAGACCACUGUAGAAUUCUUCCCAUUUCCCUUAAUAGGCUGUCUUCCUAUUUUGUGUUAGGUCUUAAUGGUAUGCCCUACAUGGGUUUGGGAUUGAUGUGUUUCGUUCACAUUGUUUUGAAUUAAUCACUAAUCAGAAACCAUUUAAAAAGUGUUCUUCAGAUAAUCAUUUCAUGAUUAUUUUGAACAACAACAAAAAUAUUUUUUGUACUGCUGUUCAAGCACACAUUUUCUAUUUCAGAGUUCUCACUGUUUUCUCAGAUUUCACAGGAGCAACUGCAGGUAAACUGAUGGGUAGUCUAUGAGCACCCAGACCCUAUUUUUUUAAGCACACCACCAUUUUUCCUUUGUAUUAUCAAGUUGCUUUCAAAUGUGCUAUUUUAUUGUGGAAGUGUGGAAAGGCUACUUAGAUACAGCUCCUGCAUGUGUAUAUUCUUAGGGUAGUUGGGUUGUUAUUGUCUAGUCACCAAUAAAAUCUAUUUGAUUAAA